Molecule: messenger RNA, 297 nt
Organism: Gloeophyllum trabeum ATCC 11539
Lineage: Eukaryota; Fungi; Basidiomycota; Agaricomycetes; Gloeophyllales; Gloeophyllaceae
Exons: 1
Molecular function (GO): RNA-DNA hybrid ribonuclease activity; nucleic acid binding
Source: RefSeq, a predicted model, not a curated record
CAGCUCACAAUCCGUUGGUCCCCAGGACACGAGAAGAUCCCUGGCAAUGAGCUCGCAGACAAAGAAGCUAAGCUCGCAGCAGAGGGCAAAGUCAGUGCUGACAAACUCUUACCGCAGGUGCUCCGCAACACCAAGCUUCCACAUAGUGUCUCUGCCCUCAAGCAAGCCUACCGAGAGCAAACCAAGCGAACUUGGCAUAUCGAAUGGACGAAAUCACCGCGAUAUGCGAAGACGGCGGCGAUCGAUAGCAAGCUACCCUCGGCCUCGUUCCUCGACCUCGCCGAAGGCCUCACACGC